This is a messenger RNA of Hymenoscyphus albidus, 1898 nucleotides long. Lineage: Eukaryota; Fungi; Ascomycota; Leotiomycetes; Helotiales; Helotiaceae. The record is from the annotation of a GenBank genome assembly.
AUGACCAUUUCUGGAAGUCUGCCAUUAAACCAAGAUUGUACGCUGGUAUGGCUUAUUUAUUUGCAUUUUGUUCAUAAUUCUCGCUUAUAAUUGAGCUCCUUACCAAGAGGACCCAACUUAUAACUACUUUCACCGAAGCUUCGACAACUAACCAUCAUUUCUAACACUUCAUCUUAGACGCAGAAAUGCCACAAAAAAAGAUUGACCCUGUCCCAGACGAAGAGGAGUUUAAACCCCCAAAAUCGCCAACCGAGUCCGUGAAAAAAGGAACAAACGACUCGCAAAAAUCACAAGAUGCCCGUAAGAAGGCCAUAGCAGAUAAUAAGUUGAAGAAUCAGCAGCAUCUCUUAUUAUUCUGCGAUGGGACUGGCAAAGAUGCAGGCGAUGCAGGCUCCGCCAAAUCGAAUGUUUAUCGCCUUUUUAAGCUCAUUGGGGGACUGGAUCCCGAUGGUCGUGCGCAAGCGACCUUUUAUCAACAAGGGCUUGGGACCGAUCCUGAGUACAAUGAGAGCUUGAGUGGCAUGGGAAAGACAACCUUGGAUUUUGUCGCAAAGGUUGCUGGUAAUGCUGGCGGUCAUGGUGCGUUUUCAUCGGAAUAUUUCUAGUUACUUGCUUCUAACAAUGACCAAGGAAUCGAGGACAAUAUCGCGUUAAUGUACUAUCUUAUUUGUACAAAACUCAAGGAGGGUGACAAGCUAUCUCUAUUUGGCUUUUCUCGCGGCGCAUAUACCGUCAGAAUCAUAGCCGCGCUCGUUGCAAGUGUCGGUAUCUGCAAUCCAAAACAUUUCGGCGAGACUCGAGUCAAGCAAUUGGAUGGACUUCUUAACUUAGUCAGGCAGUGGAGGAAAGCAAAAGGAAGGCUUGAAAAUAGUAAGAUGAAGGACAUCAUGCCGAAUUUGAAGGAGGUAGUCGAAAUUCAUGCAAUUGGAGUAUGGGAUACCGUCGCUUCAGUCGCUUUCAAAGAUUAUACCUUCGCACUGGAUCUCUCGCCAAAAAUACAAAAUGCAUUUCAAGCUCUUGCAAUCAACGAACGCAGACCACUAUUCGCGCCGGAGGUAUUCAAGAAACCAGCUAGUGUCAAAAGCAUGAAGCAAUGCUGGUUUUUCGGGACACACUCAGCAGUUGGAGGCGGCACUGGCCAACAAGAUAUUGCCGUCCCCGACAUUUCUCUUCUCUGGAUGAUCUCGCAGUUAGAAGGACUGGUAGGAAUUGAUAAACCUGCUCUCCGCGAAAUGAAACUUUUCGCGAUGAACUUCAGCAAAGCGAAGGGCGCAGAUGUUGUCUCUCAAAUCAAACAAUCCAGUUUCAUUAGCCCCAGAGAAAUUGGAAAAGAUCGUAAACCUGGGUUGGGAAUCAAUGAGUUCAUUCAUAUCAGUGUUCGCCUAUUCGAAGACCUUACCCCUGUCAAAAGUAGGGGCGCUACAUUUGGGAAAGUCUUGAAUCCAGAGCCAACAUCCGAAGGAGGUCGUGAUAAGACGUGGACUUGGACGACAGCUGAUGGAAAGGAGCUUCUGGAGGAUAUACCAAAAAAGUUCGAAGCAGAAAGACUCAAACCCGACCAAGCACCUUUUGAGGGCGAUCCACCUUCGCCUACCUCACCUAUAAUCUUUGCAAAAACUGACGCACAAAAAGCCCGGGAAGCUGAAGAAGACACGGAGCCUGAAGAUGAGGAGCCGGUAGUACGAGACGAUUCUGAUAGCGGGGAGAUGCCUAUUUUCGCAGAGAAUAAGGACGCGGACUCAGAUGUUGACGAACCCUUUGCGCGAGAUCCGACAGUUUUCAAGCCAAGAGAUGAUAAUGCUGCGCAGGACGGUGCAAAACUCAAUGUACCAGCCAGCCGUGACAAGAAAAACAAGAAAAAUACCACGCAGAGCAAAGUUGUCAAGAAGAGAAAGUAA